Rodentolepis nana is the source of this 987-nucleotide messenger RNA. The record is from the annotation of a GenBank genome assembly. NCBI's taxonomy places the organism in Eukaryota, Metazoa, Platyhelminthes, Cestoda, Cyclophyllidea, Hymenolepididae.
AUGGACUCGAAACUCUGUUCCAUGUUGUGCUUUGCUCUCUUCCUUUGGGGGACCUUUGCAACACCGGUUAAUAGAACGCAGUUGAAGUCAAUGUCUCCUGACAUCACGCCCGCUGGCUUUUACUACUACCCAAACCAAUUUCAAUUUGGAGAAAUCCCGAGUUACGGCUCCAUGCCUGGGGACGUUGUCUACCAACAGGCAGUCCACAAUUACCACUUCGGUUCCUACGUUCCACUUCCUCCGAUGGAACCCGUUUGGUACCCACCACAGUCUCAGUUUCCUCUCUAUUUUCCACAACCACCAGUUGGCUUGAUUUUCAGACCCAAAAUGACAAAAGAAGAGGAGUUCUACAAGAAUGACCCAACUGAUCGAAUGGAUCCGGCAGUUCAUUAUGCCAUUUUGAAGUACAUGCCCACAAUCCCUGUGGAGUUAGCCAAUACCCUGUACGACAUGGAACCCAACUACGUGAAGUACAUCCUAAGUAGGCAUCAAUACCUUCCACAACUGUUGAUGUCCAUGGAUUCUACCACUUUAAACUACGUCCUUCUUAUUGGAGAUCUGGGUGGCGAAAUAGCUCAAUUCGGUGUGGAAGAUGUGAACAAUCUUUUCCACAAAAUGGACAGCCCAUGCGCAUAUAUUUUAAUCCAGAAAAAUGAUGUUAGGCAAGCGAUUAUUGCAAAGGCACCACAUCUGGCUUCGUGUAGGGCGGCUCCAAUUCAUUCAGAGAUUAAUACGCCUAAGUCUAAGCCUACUACUGCUAAACCAGUAAGUGCAAUGAGCAUUUUGAAACUCGCUAAUCAAAGAAAACUGAAAUCGGUGCGAUCUGCGUUGCCCACAUUCGAUCAGGAAGUGGAAGGACUCGUCAGAAAGUACGGUGAUGUCUUCAGCGUGAAUGCUGAUAAACUGAACGCGGAAGGUGUCAAACAAAUUCUUCUUGAAAAUUGUUCUCAUGAACCUCUCUUUAAAAUCUUAUUUGACCUUUUCUGA